This is a messenger RNA of Dothidotthia symphoricarpi CBS 119687, 3852 nucleotides long. Its product is annotated as PGAP1-domain-containing protein. Gene Ontology annotation, molecular function: phosphatidylinositol deacylase activity. Gene Ontology annotation, cellular component: endoplasmic reticulum. Lineage: Eukaryota; Fungi; Ascomycota; Dothideomycetes; Pleosporales; Dothidotthiaceae. Gene Ontology annotation, biological process: GPI anchor metabolic process; endoplasmic reticulum to Golgi vesicle-mediated transport. The transcript has 2 exons. The record is from RefSeq and is a predicted model, not a curated record. The coding region runs from base 449 to 3823 and encodes 1124 amino acids.
CAACACCACGCUCGCUUCCCCUCCCAUUCUCCGUGCCCAGGAAGGGUAUUGCGGCACUGGAAAAUCGACGGGCGUGUGAUCGAGUGACAUGGGUCGCAGGGCGGGUCGUGAUCCAUCGUCGCUCGUUACUGUGCGAGUAAUUCGUUUCUUGGCGACGUGCAAGGCCUAUACCGUAAGUACGCAAGUAGCCGUUGGAGGUGCGUUUUUACGCUCAACGUAUUUUGGGUACUUAGUGCUCGCGCUGCUGCACUGAGACUGUACAAGCAAGCCAAGGAAGUAUCGACUCGUGCGCUGUCACUCGCUUUAUGAAGGUUACUGGUUCUUGGUGGGUCGUCUAGAGCAAAUCUGUGGAAGGCGCCGACCAAGCGAGACCCCCGGCGUACAUCUGCAGACGACAAGCACGGCCUCGAGGCACGCCGUCUCCCCCUCGACCCUGGGACGCGUUUAGAUGCAGCGGCGCUCGCUGGUUGAGCACGAAACCCGCGCCUCGACUUUUGCACUCGAUCCCGCCAAACCGCUGGAGCAUGGCGAUAAGCUCGACAGCCGACCUGACGCCCUAGACACGGAAGCACCGGCCUGGACCGACUCGCAGAGCAGGAAGGAAGCAGCGAGUGCGCCUGUCCCGCGACCCUCGUCCGCAAACCGUCACACCUCCAGCACCUCUCUAGACAUGUUGAGCGAAAAGACUGGGCCUGCGCCAGGCGCGUUGCCCGGGGACACACUACCAGACAGCACGGCGGAUGGGCAGGAGAUCAGAUGGCGGCGACGGCUGCGCAACCCGUGGGCCUACUCGCCCUACACGCUGCUGACGACGCUGCUGGCCUUUGCCGCCCUCUUCCUCAUGGUGCAGUCGUUCCUGACGCGCCAGCUGGACGUCAAGGGCUGCGAGAUGUCGUAUAUGCGCCCCUCCUUCUCAAAGUACAAUGACUUCGACACGGAGCACACGCGCUUCGCCAGCAAGUACUCGCUGUACCUCUACCGUGAGGGCGGCAUCGACGACGAUAUCAGAGUCAAAGGUGUGCCAGUGCUCUUCAUCCCCGGCAACGCUGGCAGCUACAAACAGGUGCGCCCGCUUGCCGCGGAAGCCGCAUACCACUACCACAAUGCGCUUCGACACGACAUCGGCGCGACCAAUGCGGGGAAGAGGCCUCUCGAUUUCUUCUCGGUCGACUUCAACGAGGACAUUACAGCAUUCCAUGGCCAGACAUUGCUAGACCAGGCCGAAUAUCUCAACGACGCCAUCACCUUUAUCCUAUCCCUAUACCACACCCCGGGGCGCUCCCUCCGCGACUCGAACCUGCCGGACCCCACCUCCGUCAUCAUCGUUGGACAUUCGAUGGGAGGCAUGGUAGCCCGCACCAUGCUCACCAUGCCCAACUACCAGGCCAACUCGAUCAACACCGUCAUCACCCUCGCUGCCCCUCACGCGAGGCCCCCAGUAUCCUUCGACGGAGACAUCGUCCGCACGUACAAGGGAGUCAACGACUACUGGCGACACGCGUACUCGCAAAAGUGGGCUGUUGACAACCCGCUGUGGCACGUCACACUGAUCUCGAUUGCUGGUGGAGGACUUGACACCAUUGUUUCAUCAGAUUACGCCAGUCUCGCUUCACUUGUCCCUGAAACGCACGGUUUCACGGUGUUUACCUCUUCGAUGCCAAAUGUAUGGACGGGCAUGGACCACUUGGCCAUCACAUGGUGUGAUCAGGAAAGAAAAAGCAUCGUGCGCGCACUGUACGACGUCAUCGACGUGUCGAGAGCAACACAAACGGUUCCACGCGCGCAACGAAUGCGGGGCUUCAAGAAAUGGUUUCUGACCGGUCUCGAAGACAUCGCAGAGAAGACUCUCCCGCACGUGGAAGUCAAGACUCUGCUGACCCUCGAAGAGAGAGAUGCAGUUGUUUCCCAAGGCGAGAAACUUGUACUCAGCAGCCUUGGAAAAUCGAAGCAAAAGCCAAGUGCACACCUACUCCCAGUCCCGCCUCAGGAUGCGCGCGAAGGCAAGAAGUUUACUCUGUUGACUAAUGAGAAACUGGACUUGCUUGGCGAACAUGGCAAGCUGGAGGUUCUGUUUUGCAGCGUCUCUCCGUCCCAUGCUGGACAGUCGGCAAUUCACUUUUCCGUAAACAUGGACCUCUCUGGCGACGGCUCUAGUGCGACCAGAUUGGCUUGCAAGAAUGCUGCUUCAGAUGUCAUCCUUCUUCCUGCAUCUACCCGCGCGUCGACAUUUCCCUUCAAGACCGAUCAGCGUCCCUUCUCCUACCUGCAGUAUGAUAUUGCGGAUCUUGCUGAACAUCAGUUCGUAGCUGUCGUGGACAAGGCUGGCGAGCGCAGCACAGGAUGGGUCGUCGCUGAGUUUAGCAAUGCCUCUGAUUCGGCUUUCAAGAUCAACGUGGGCUUGCAGCGCCUUUUAACAACUGGGUUGUCUUUUCGGCUGCCCGUUCGUCGUCCGUUGGCGAUGGAUGUCAAUGUCCCUGCUUUGCACUCUAGUCUCCUAGCAUACAACAUCCACAUCGGCAAGCAAUCGUGUGAUCGGGGAGAGUUGUUCGCGCCUCUACUGCGGCAAUACAUUACAGAUGUUUACGAAAGCAAGUUCUUCGUCAAUGUCAAGGACGCCAGUAUCAACCUUCAUGGCGUUGCACCGUACAUGCCACCCGCUCUUCACACCAAACAGCCAUCAAACGGGUUGUCUCUGCAAAUAUGGACCGAUCCUACUUGUGACAGUAGCGUAGAGGUAUCUCUGAGAGUGGAUAUUCUGGGAAGCUUGGGAAAAUUGUGGAUGCGUUACCGUAUCGUCUUUGCGGCUUUCCCGAUCCUAGUUGUCACUCUAGUCCUGCGCCAACAAUUCAGGACAUAUGAUGAGACCGCAGUGUUUAUGAGCUUUGCUGAAGGCUUGAACGAGUGCAUUCGAGGAUCACUCCCGCUUGCCUUCGUCGCACUGACGUUCCUAUCGGUUACUCUUGCAGGGGCCCGACAUCAAUCUAUCCAACACUGGUCACAGAGUGGAACAUCCGGCAAUACCACCCAGCUGUUUGAAGACGCUCGCGGCGAACUGCUCAUGGGAUCUGACGAUACGUUCUUCUGGUUCCUAGUCCCGCUUUUCGGACUAAUGUGCGUCGGCAUCUGCGUCGCAAUAAACUACGUCGCGCUCUUACUCACCUACCUCCUCGCAACGAUCUACUCCGUCCUCAGCUCAUCCACGCUCCGAAACGACGAAGGAAAGCGCACACCCUCCGACUUCGCAGUGACAUCAACCCGCCAGCGCAUCAUCACAACACUCGUCCUCCUCUCCCUAAUCUCAACCGUCAUCCCCUACCACUUCGCCUACAUGGUCCUCUGCCUCGUACAACUCGCCACAUGCGUCCGCGCCUUCCACCUAGCACGCGCCUCGCAGCUCGACUCAAACUACAACUUCUACAACUACGCGCACUCGAUCCUCAUCCUGAUGCUGUGGAUCCUGCCCAUCAACCUCCCCGUCCUGGUCGUCUGGGUCCGCAACCUCGCCGUCCACUGGCUGACGCCGUUUUCCUCGCACCACAAUAUCCUCUCCAUCAUGCCGUUUAUCCUGCUCGUCGAGACACUGAGUACGGGCCGUAUGGUGCCCCGUGUUCAGUCGCGCUUCUCGGUCUGUACGGGUGUGUUUCUCUUCUCGAUUGCGGCGUAUGCGGCGGUUUAUGGCGUUACGUAUGCGUAUGUGCUGCACCAUCUUGCUAAUAUUCUGUGUGCGUGGUUGGUUGCGGUGCAUGUUGAUGCGUCGGGGUUCUCGGCUGGUGGGAUAGGCGGGUGGUUGGAGGGCGUGGGGAAGGCGAAGAAACGGCCAUGACAUGAUAGUAGAAGUUAAUUCUAAUCACG